Molecule: messenger RNA, 2380 nt
Organism: Culex pipiens pallens (northern house mosquito)
Lineage: Eukaryota; Metazoa; Arthropoda; Insecta; Diptera; Culicidae
Exons: 2
Coding region: 168-707 (179 amino acids)
Source: RefSeq, a predicted model, not a curated record
UUAUCUAUUCAACGUGCUGUUGACAUUGUUCAAAGUUCAAUACUACUCAUACUUGUGUGGCAUUGUUUUUAUUACUUGUAGAUUUCAACGAUAGUCAAGCACUCGUUUACAGCAAAAUUAAUAAUAAAAAAGCAUUGGCGAAAAUAACCCUCCCAUUGCAGUUCAGAAUGUCACCGGCCAUAGUGGUCCUGCUCACCGUUGCAGCGAUUGCACCUGUAAGCUCGGUUCAGACAAUGUUGGAUUCCUUUAGUUACUGCAACAGCAGCGGCAUAGUCGAGUGCACCGCAAGAGUUCGGAAAGUUAACAGAACUACCGCGGCGCUUUACGGAAAAUUCGUUCUGAACACCGACAUCGAUAGCAGUUUCAAUGGAGCAGUGGAGGCGCACCACAGUCCGCUGGGAAACAAUCAUUUCAAUCGCUACCCGAUGAAGAUAGGACCGAUCGGCUUCUGCGAAUUUUUGAAUGACUUCUGGGGGGAUUACUACGACUCCAUUGUGCCGUACAUGCCGAACAUCAUGAAACCUAGGGAGUGUCCCGUAUCGGCGCGAACGAUUCCGAUCAACGAUUGGAUCAUGGACCCGAAAAUGCUGCCCAGGUAUGUGCCAACCGGGCUUUGGAAGGUCAUUACGAUGCUGAAAAGCGAACGGAGAGAACAGUUUUACGUUAUGGAGUUGAUAUUUAAGGUGUAUGACGAUGGGUAUUUUUGAUGUUAAAUAAAACUAAUACCUCGUCCGAAAAGAUUUUGUCUCUGGAGAUCAAACUAGGGGAAAAAUGCCCUUGAAAUCACCGAUCGUAGCGUAGCGAUCUCAUGGUCCUUUAGUCGCUCCAGAUUAUACCGCUGCGGGCGACGGUACCGAAUCUUGUUGACCUCAGACAGGCGUUGGUGCAGCUUUGCCACCGCCAGGUAUUGGUCCGAGGCGAUGCCACGGAAGGUUCUGACGUCGAUUAUGUCUUAUGUCCGAGCAAUGCCGACCUUCGAUGAGACCAUGGUCGAUUUGUGUCUCCGUGUUGUUUGGUGAUCUCCAGGUGUGUUUUAGAGAGACUGUGGUGGAAAAAGGUACUACGUAUAGCCAUGUUUCGAGUGGUAGCGAAAUCGAUGAGUCGAAGGCCGUUAUCGUUCGUUUGCUGGGGGGCGCUGAACCUCCCAAUAACCGGUCUAAACUCCUCCUCCUACAUUUUGACGAUUUUUCCCCUUACAAACUUCAAGCAAUUAGAGGGAGGGGACUAGAAUUUAACCUAGUUUUGGGUCAAUCGUAGAUUCCAGGGCGUACCCCCGAGAUUCGGACCACCCUAAUAUCCAUUUUGCUCAAACUCUUUUAUGGUUCGAUGUGUGGUCUCUCCAGGUUCUAGCCACCACUUUCGAAAUUUCCAUUUUCAUGUCCAGUUUAAUAAACCAUGAAUUUUGAUACCCAUAUUGCCAUAACUCGUUGGUUCGGUAAAUGUCCCUUCAUCGGAACCCCCCCUAAGGAAACCAACCGCACCAGUUCUUGUGGCCAGGAUAUUUCGGGGGCUCUCAGUCUCCGGCCUCGGCUUGGACUGCUCUUUUGCUCCAGGCCAUCUGCUUUUCGGCCAACUGUUUGGGUACCCCCGGCCCAUCAGCUUCCAGGUCCUGGUUGAUGUUAACUCCUCCAGCGAUAGAAUGACUUUCCUGGACUGUCAGAGCCGGUUCUAAUCGGCUUAGAAUGGAGACGUUUUCUCCGCCUCUUUGUGCCGUUUAUCCCAUUCCUAGGUCAUUCGGUUUUUGUUGCAACUGUGUUGAAAAUUCCACGCAACUUGAUUUGUUACGUUGCAUACCACUUCCCGAACACGGACGGGAACUUCAAGUGCCUAAAAGUAGGGUGCAACACGGUAACUUCAAGGCAAAGUUUUUUGUCGAAACACAAAUGUAUCGCAUCAGUUAAUAGCUGUAUUUGCAGUUGCUUUUCACACUUACAUGGUGUCGAUUUCUGGAAAAGUCAGGGAAAACCUGGAAUUGUCAGGGAAUUUUAUUUGACCUGGAAAAGUCAGGGAAAGUCAGGGAAUUUUAAGCUGGGUCAGGGAAUUUCGAUGAUCAUAAAAAUAUUACAACAAAAUUUCAUUUCUUUUUGAAAAUUUGCCCUUGAUGAUGUAUUUGAAUGUCUUCCAGGCCAAACUUUGCAAAAUUGAUAAUAUUUAAUUUUUUAUAUUGGUCAGUCUGGAAGGAACGUUAAACUCCAUAUAAAAAAUGCUUAAGAUAAGGGUCACGAAGAAAAGGAACAGCAACGAAAAGUUGUAUUUGGCAUUUCUUCGCGCAUUGCUUAUUUGCAAUAUGUUUAGGUUUAAAAAUCAAAUCAUUUGGAUUUGCGUUCAACUGAAAAUUAAAAAUUACUAGCGCACACAGGGUGGGACAAUAUGAGGCAGU